Molecule: messenger RNA, 2572 nt
Organism: Saimiri boliviensis boliviensis (Bolivian squirrel monkey)
Lineage: Eukaryota; Metazoa; Chordata; Mammalia; Primates; Cebidae
Gene: CASP14
Product: caspase 14
Biological process (GO): positive regulation of neuron apoptotic process; proteolysis
Cellular component (GO): cytosol; cytoplasm
Molecular function (GO): cysteine-type endopeptidase activity
Source: RefSeq, a predicted model, not a curated record
CACAGACAGGCCUCUCAGGAGAAACCUGGGGAGAUUCCAUACUGUCAGUCCCUUCUCCAACAUCAGCACGUGGUCCUGACUCCUCCUCAGUGCCCAGCUCUGUAUUGGCAACUAGGAGAGUAGUGAACUUGAACUUGGCCUUGAGGAACAGCUGCCUCUAGGGUCGGAUCAGACAAGAGUACUGGGAGCUGGAGCUCACAGUCAAAGGAGAAAUGAGCAAUCUGCGACCUUUGGAGGAGAAAUACGAUAUGUCAGGUGCCCGCCUGGCCCUCACAUUGUGUGUCACCAAAGCCCGGGAAGGUUCCGAAGAAGACCUGGAUGCCCUGGAGCACAUGUUCCAGCAGCUGAGAUUCAAAAGCACCGUGAAGAGAGACCCCACUGCCCAGCAAUUCCAGGAAGAGCUGGAAAAAUUUCAGCAGGUCAUCGAUUCCUGGGAAGAACCUAUCAGUUGCGCCUUCGUGGUACUCAUGGCUCACGGGAAGGAAGGCCUCCUCAAGGGAGAAGAUGGGGAGAUGGUCAAGCUGGAGAACCUCUUUGAGGCCCUAAACAACAAGAACUGCCAGGCCCUGCGAGCCAAACCCAAGGUGUACAUCAUACAGGCCUGUCGAGGAGAACAAAGGGACUCCGGUGAAAUAGUAGGUGGGGAUGAGAUUGUGAUGGUCACCAAAGACAGUCCCCAAACCAUCCCAACUUACACAGACGCCCUGCACGUCUACUCCACAGUGGAGGGAUACAUCUCCUACCGACAUGAUCAGAAAGGCUCCUGCUUCAUCCAGACCCUGGUUGAUGUGUUCACAAAGAGAAAAGGACAUAUCUUGGAGCUUCUGACAGAGGUGACCCGGCAGAUGGCAGAAGCAGAGCUGGAUCAGGGAGGAGAACCAAGGAAAGUGAACCCUGAAAUCCAAAGCACCCUCCGGAAACGGCUGUAUCUGCAGUAGAAGCAGAAAGACAGGGAGGAGCUUUCCUUCCAUCAUUCCUUCUGUACCACAGAAAUUUAGAGGCAGCUCUUACCAAUUCCCAAGAUCUUCUCUUCCCAAGGAUCAAUGACACCCAGUUUCUUUUUCAUCACACCCCUCAUGCAGGCCCUCCUUUAAUCUGCCCCUGCCCUUCUUAGAGCAAGCCAGCCAAAAUGUAGCACAAGGCAUGGUGCUAACAUUAACAUCAUCUCCCUCAGGCUGGACUUUUAUCUUUAUUAAUGCAACCUAAGAGACCUAAGAGUGCAUUUGCUUAUCCUACUUUCUGUUCCUGUGGUCUUCUUUCUCCCAUGAAGCAGAAACAUGAUAAAACUUAAGAUUUUCCAUGGACAAAUCAAUGCCCACUCAUUCCCUCCUACCCCAGUCCAACCUCUGCUGGCUCCUGCAUCUCACUUGGAGAUAAAACCUCCUCCUGAGGUCAAUGCAUUCCCAACCUCCAGUUCCCUCCUUCACUCUAGUGAUUUAGUAAGAACCAUUCUCUCCCAAACCACUCCUCCUUGGCUAGCAAGUUGGUAUCUUUACUCCGUUCUCUUCCUAGCUCAUGGCCUCUCUCUGGAUAAUGAAGUGUCUCUUCCUUUCUGGAUCUCUUCCUCCUCACACUCCUCCCCCUGAGACCCUGGACUCUGCCCUCUCUCCAAGAAAAUCCAUCCACUCAUCUAUUCUUGCAGUCAACUACUCUGAAUGAGAGCAUGCUGGAGCUAUGUCAAAUUCCCUGUUGUCACCUUGCUAUUUUGCAGACAACAUAAUAUUUAACCUCUCAUAACCAGAGAGGUUCAAUAAUUUGUCAAACGCAACACAGUAAGACAGAGACAAGGACAAGGUUUGACUUCCAGUCCAACCUCCUUUCCGCGACAUGCUAAGUCUUGAUGCAUCUGAAAUCUUUUUUAAUUAGUGAAGAUGCCUAAUAAAAAUUUUCCCUACCUCCAAGGUAGUAGCCUUCUGGAAGUUUCUAGAAAUUCUCAAUAACCACCAGCUAAGGUUACCUCCAGGUAACUUUGUUGCACCAGGCUGGAAGUCAGACCGGCUUCACUAUCUUCCCAAUCUGUAUCUCCCCAUCCCCAGCCCUGGCCUUUCCAGCUCAGAUAACCUGUGGGUACCUCCAGUGUCACUGAAAACUCAGAGCUAAAGAUGAACCUUUUCUUCCUGGUUACUCCUCCAAGCAUUCCUGGUAUCCUCAACCUCAGAUUCCAGGUUGCUAUUUCUGCAGUUAAUCUAUGACCUCUCCCUUCUUGCAUCCUUCAUAUGCCACCAGACACCACACCCAGUCCAGCUUGGUUUUGAAACAACUUUCAUGCCUGUCUUCUCUUCCCUGACAUGUUACUGUCCAGGCUCAAGCCUUUAUCUUCUCUUAACUGCGUCUUUGCAACCAACUUCCUCCCUUGCCUCUCGCUUUUCCAUCUCACUUUCCAUGUGUCCUCCAUAUCAUCUAUAACAGUGAUCUCCCUGGAACACUCAAGAAGACACAACAUACCCUAUUACUUAAAGACCAGGGGUCUGGGUUCAGUGGCUCAUACCUGUAAUCCCAACACUUUGGGAGUCUGAAGUGGGAGAAUCACUUGAGGCGAGGAGUUAGAGACCAGCCUGGGCAACACAGCAAG